AGCGUGCGGACUCUGAUCUGUGUGCCGUCCGGAGCAGGAUGCUUUUCCCCAGCAAUGGGCAGGAGUCAUCUCGUGCUCUACCCGAUGUCACUGAGCUGGGCCUGGGCCUGCAGUCCCUCAGCUUAUCUGGUUGGGAGAGGCCAUGGAGCAGCCAUGACUCGGAGUCAUCAGCCCCAAGCAGCAACCCCUCAAUGCUUGGGAUGUUGGGAAGCCCUCUGGGCCAACUUCUGAACAAACCUCAGGGCUUAAUUACAAAUGAGCCCAAUACAGGCACUUCAGACUUCCUAGAGAAGUUUCCAGCCUUGGCACGUUUGAACUCCCGUUCACUGCUGGGUUCCCAUUCCAGCAGCCCUGUGGACUCUGAGACUAGUGGCUUUAGCUCUGGCUCUGAUCAUCUUUCUGAUCUGCUGUCCUCUUUGAGGAUCUCCCCCUCUAUGCCCUUCAUGCCCAGCAUGCCGAAAGAUCCAUUGAAGCUUGGUCUCGGCUCCCGUCUGGACCAUGACAGUUCUCCCUUGACCCCUCCACCCAGUGCUCCCCCAGGCAACAGUGUGUCCCGCCGCUGGCCUGGAGCCUCAGUCUGGCCCAACUGGGACCUGCUUGAGACCCCAGAUGGCCCGUUCAGCAUUGAGCGGGAGGCUCGCCUUCACAGACAAGCUGCAGCAAUUAAUGAAGCCACCUUCACAUGGAGUGGCCAGCUUCCAUCCAGAAACUACAAAAACCCUGUUUACUCCUGCAAGGUCUUUCUUGGAGGAGUUCCUUGGGACAUUACUGAGGCUGGCUUGAUAAACACAUUUAACUGUUAUGGCCCACUGAGUGUGGAGUGGCCUGGUAAGGAUGGCAAGCAUCCUCGCUGCCCUCCCAAAGGUAAUAUGCCCAAAGGUUAUGUGUACCUGGUGUUUGAGUCAGAGAAGUCUGUGCGUGCACUGCUUCAGGCCUGCACUCAGGAUCUGCUUCAUCCAGAGGGCUACAGCGAGUAUUAUUUCAAAAUGUCCAGCAGGAGGAUGCGCUGUAAGGAUGUGCAGGUGAUCCCAUGGGUGAUCUCGGACAGUAACUAUGUUCGCUGCCCUUCUCAGAGACUAGACCCCAGUAACACUGUGUUUGUAGGAGCUCUGCAUGGUAUGCUCAAUGCUGAGGCUCUGGCCAGCAUUAUGAAUGACCUGUUUGGAGGAGUCAUGUAUGCUGGGAUCGACACGGACAAGCACAAGUACCCGAUUGGGUCUGGUCGUGUAACCUUUAACAACCAGCGCAGUUACCUGAAGGCUGUUAGUGCUGCAUUUGUUGAAAUCAAGACACCCAAAUUUACAAAAAAGGUUCAGAUUGACCCAUAUCUGGAGGAUUCCAUGUGUCAGGUGUGCAGCCGUCAACCUGGACCUUUUUUCUGCAGAGACCAGGCCUGCUUCAAGUACUAUUGUCGCUCAUGCUGGCAUUGGCAGCAUUCCAUGGAUAUCUUGAGCAACCACCGCCCUCUAAUGCGCAACCAGAAGAAUAGGGACUCCAGCUAAAGGCCUUGCUUAAGAUGGCAACGUCGUGCUCUUGCCUGGACCGCCACCAUGCCUCUGGACCAGCUUCAGCGCCAGGCCUCCGGCAGGCAUCCACAACGGUGUGGGUUUGCGCAAGUGCUGUAGAAAGUUCACUUUGGCACUUUUUUUUUUUUUGGCUUGUUCACUUUGGCACUUUGCACAGUGAUGAUAUGGGUUUGCAAGGGCCCCCACACAUUUGGAAAAUCUCCCUGGAUUUUUGGGGUGAGAAGAAUAAGGCCAUGGUUCAGAAGGAAAGUUGCUUUUUUCCUCUUUUUUUUUUUUUUUUUUUUUUUCCCCCCCCUUCUUCUUUCCCCAUUUUCCUUCUUCAUGAACAGUCAUAUAAGUUUCUUUAACUAACCGAAGCCAUACAGUGCCUUUAAAUUCAUUUCUCCUCUUUAGCUGCUUUUCCCAUUGCAGUUAGCUAGGAUUUUUUUACUUUAGAAAUGCAGAUACAUAAAGUCCAAUUUUCAUCUUCCAGACAUUUUACGCAGUUAUUUUUACUAAUAUUUUUUACAUAAAACGGUUUUAAGUCAAGACAAAGAAGAUUGAACAGAAAUCUACCUAUUGGCUUUUUAAUUUUGCUCAGUUUUCUUUUUUUUUUUUCCCUUUCUCCACAACUUUUCUGGAGAGUUUUCUCCCUUGUCCAAAUUUACGUUCAGUGGAACAAGGGAUUUGGGUGUAAUGUUAUCACCAACCCAGAUAAUUUUUAGUGCAUGCCAUCCAGAGGCAUUGCUUUUACUGGGUUGCAUCAAGUUUUUGGAUCAACUCAAUCAGAAAUGUGAAUGGCCAUAGAUUGCACAUAGUUUUAUUGUUGCACUUUUUAAUUUGCACUUUGGAAAGGGGUAGGUUUUUAAUCACUUUUUGAACAUCAGCAGGUAUUGCUAUGGGCAUGACCUCAGAUUACAAACAGCUGCUUGUUGAAUGUAAAACUCUAAACUUCACUUGAAUGUACCAUUGGCGCCUUAGUAGACCAAAUGCAGAUGUCACUUUAUUUCCAGCUCUGGAAUAUCAAAAUAUCAAAGGUUUUGUUCAGAACAUGGACUGUCACUUCUCCAUUUACUCCUUGCUGAUCCUCUUCAGCCCUGAUGCUUUGUCUUUUUAUUCUACCUCAUUGUGGUCUGCUGAGUUUGAGUACUUACAGCUGUGUGAAGUUGUUUUUUUGAUUGGGCACAAUAAAGGUGUUUAAGCAUUCAUAUUGCUUUAGGUUUUUUUUAUUCCUAUUAUCAUUAAAGUGAAAGUGUGUAUAUGGCUUUAAAAAAUAAUGGCUAGGAAACAAAGGUUUUUGGGAUUGGUUGAACUUUUCCUGAUGUCCACUAGGUGGUGCUGCCUUUUCAUCCUGUGAUAAUGCACUUAAGAUUUCUGUUUUGGGAAAAUUAUAAGGACUGAUUUAAACAAGUAGCUAGAUGUGCCAGUUUUCUACAACUUUCAAUUAUUGUAGAUUAAUGGUUAUUCAGCCAUAUUGAGCAGUGUAUGUGACUGGAAGAGAAAAUGCUCUCCAAGAAAACAUUCUAAACUGUCAAUGCUGGAAAAAAUUUAUUUUUGUUGAAACUAAAUGUUGGAUUCAAUCCACACAAGAACUUAAGGUGUAGGUGCUAAUUUCACAGGUAAAAUACAAAACCCUAAAAAAAAUAUUUGCUGACUUGUACAAUUGUUCUUUGUUCGUUUCAUGAUGACAUGGUUAUCAAUGCAGAUCCUAAAGGAUCAGCUGUGGCAAUUGGACAAAGUUGUGCCCAGAUGGUCUGUGUGGGUUGGCAUACCAAUAUGUGGGAUUUCUGGAAAGAAUAUUUUGGUUACUUCUAGAAGGCUUGCCGAACCUGGUAGUGGUUAGUGUGUACAUGUAACCCCCCCCCCCCCAAAACACCUAUCGCCUUCAACACUCGACCAGAAAUGGCAUUUUACAGGAAGAUUGUGAAGAGGCACCGGUAUAUUGGGCUGAAAUGUUGCCUAGCGGUUGAGUUGGUUAUGAGUCAUCAGCAUGAAGGGUGUUGUGCCAUGGUUUAUGUAAGUGCUCUAUAAUUCUUUUCAUUCCUCUUUACCCAGCCCACCUCUAGAUCUGGAAUAGCUAGAUCCCCAAAUACCACAUGAAUGUCCUUCCCAUGCUGCUGUAUCAUCCAUGAGGGAUAUAUGGAGGCAGCCAAAGCCACUGUUCAACUCGAGAAUGGAGUCUGUUACUUCAAGAUCAUCUCAUUAUCAAACUUCAGUGGACAUCUAUGAAGGGGAACUAGUCACUUUCUGGCAUGUGUUGUGCAUCUACAAAGAUAAUGUGCAUCUAAGGGCCUGUUUACACCUGGUCACUUCAUGUGUUCUCUGGUUGGAUAGCUAUCUGAUUUGUUAAAAAGGUUCCAUUUACACUUUGCCACAAUGUGUUUCAGCUAAACAGCUAUAAACUAGAUCUUCUAUUCCUGCACAAAAUACAAAUACACUUUCACUGAACUAAAA
Messenger RNA from Ictalurus furcatus (blue catfish), 3959 nucleotides. It is a transcript of the gene cpeb1b, whose product is annotated as cytoplasmic polyadenylation element binding protein 1b. NCBI's taxonomy places the organism in Eukaryota, Metazoa, Chordata, Actinopteri, Siluriformes, Ictaluridae. The transcript has 10 exons. The record is from RefSeq and is a predicted model, not a curated record. Gene Ontology annotation, molecular function: mRNA regulatory element binding translation repressor activity; mRNA 3'-UTR binding; ribosome binding. Bases 39 to 1502 code for a protein of 487 amino acids. Gene Ontology annotation, biological process: negative regulation of cytoplasmic translation. Gene Ontology annotation, cellular component: nucleus; neuron projection; cytoplasm.